Molecule: messenger RNA, 1620 nt
Organism: Gopherus flavomarginatus (Mexican gopher tortoise)
Lineage: Eukaryota; Metazoa; Chordata; Testudines; Testudinidae
Exons: 3
Coding region: 1-1620 (539 amino acids)
Source: RefSeq, a predicted model, not a curated record
AUGUUUUUUGGUGCAGGGGAUGGGAAAAUCUUUUGCUGUGUUGAAAACUUUCUGCUGGAUGGGAAAACCCAAUUCCCGCCCCGCUCCGAUCUAGGCUCCCAGACCACCCUGCCUCCCAUCUAUGGAAACCUUGUGGCGGGGGUAGGAGUUGUUUUGCUGGGUGCUGGUCAGGUGGUACAGCAGGAGGCUGGUUGCCAGGCACUGGUCACAGGGAUACAUCAGCAAGGGGGCUGGUUGCUGGCACUGGUUGCCAGGUACUGGUCAUGGCCAUACCGCAGGGGACUGGUUGCCAGGCACUGGUUGUCCAGCACUGGUCACGGGCAUACAGCAGCAGGGAGCUGGUUGCUGAUUGCCAGGUACUGGUCACUGGGAUAUAGCCAGGCACUGGUUGCGAGGCACUGGUUGCCCAGCACUGGUCACAGAGAUACAGCAGCAGGGGGCUGGUUGCCAGGCACUGGUCAGUGGGACAUAGCUGGGUGCUGGUUGCUGGGCACUGGUUGCCAGGCACUGGUCACUGGAUACAGCAGGAGGGGCUGGUUGCCAGGCACUGGUUGCCAGGCACUGGUCACUGGGAUACAGCAGGGGUCUGGUUGCCGGGCUCUGGUCACUGGGAUACUGCAGGGGGCUGGUUGUUGGGCACUGGUUGCCAGGCACUGGUCACAGGGAUACAGCAGGGGGCUGGUUGGCAGGCACUGGUCACAGGGAUACAGCAGGGGGCUGGUUGCUUGGUACUGGUUGCCAGGCACUGGUCACAGAGAUACAGCAGGGGGCUGGUUGCCUGGCACUGGUCACAGGGAUACAGCAGGGGGCUGGUUGCCAGGCACUGGUCACAGGGAUACAGCAGGGGGCUGGUUGCCAGGCACUGGUCACAGGGAUACAGCAGGGGGCUGGUUGCCAGGCACUGGUCACAGGGAUACAGCAGGGGGCUGGUUGCCAGGCACUGGUCACAGGGAUACAGCAGGGGGCUGGUUGCCGGGCACUGGUCACUGGGUGCAGCAGGCAGCAGCGGGGGCCUGGUUGCUGGGCGCUGGCAAGACGCGGGGGUGGGGGGGAGCUGGCGCUGACGGAGGCGGACGCUGUGCCUUUAAGAGCGGGGCUGUGUGGGCCCUGCCCCCUGUUUUGCAUAUUCAUGAGGCCCGGGGGCCGCUCCCAGGCUGGGCGAGCGGCCGUGCUGGGCUGCAGGGACCGGCCCGCCACCGCCCCGUGGCUCCCUGCACCGGCCCCUGCGGCCCCCGGUACCCAGCGCCCGCCUGUAGCCCCCGGACCAGGAUCCAGCCACAAGCAUCCUGCUGCACCCCGGCCCCCAGCGCCCGGCAACCGGCCCCCCGCUGCAUCCCGCCCCCCAGCGCCCGGCAACCGGCCCCCCGCUGCACCCUGGCCCCCAGCGCCCGGCAAUUGGCCCCCCGCUGCACCCCAGCGCCCGGCAACCGGCCCCCCGCUGCACCCCGGCCCCCAGCGCCCGGCAACCGGCCCCCAGCUGCAUCCCGGCGCCGGGUACCAACCUGGCCCCGGCUGGGAGGCCCCUGCCCGGACGUGAUUCCCGAGCUGGGGGCGGCGGGGGUGGGGGUUGCAUUUGCCAUCUGGACCUUUAACCCCAGGGAGCGUGGGGGAGGGAUCUGA